This is a messenger RNA of Zootoca vivipara (common lizard), 4174 nucleotides long. The record is from RefSeq and is a predicted model, not a curated record. Lineage: Eukaryota; Metazoa; Chordata; Lepidosauria; Squamata; Lacertidae.
GCGGGCGUGCGCGCUCUCUCUCAGCCCGGCCUUUCCAUCCUCCCGGCCGUCCCCCCACCCCGCCCCGCGCGUUCUCACCGGAUCGUCAGCCCAGAGUCAGGACGAUGCGAAGCCAACCCCCUCGCCACCAGCCGCGUGCCGCAGUGUUUCGUAGUUAGGCGUCCCUGCGCACAGCGUUAUAGGUUUCUCGAAGAAAAUGAAUUUGGCCGAGAUCUGUGAUAAUGCUAAAAAAGGAAGGGAAUAUGCACUUCUCGGAAACUAUGACUCCUCCAUGGUUUAUUACCAGGGUGUCAUCCAGCAAAUUCAAAGACACUGUCAAUCCAUCAGAGACCCAGCACUGAAGGGCAAAUGGCAGCAGGUUCGGCAAGAACUACUGGAAGAAUAUGAGCAAGUAAAGAGCAUUGUCAACACUUUAGAGAGUUUUAAAAUAGACAAACCUACUGAUAUUCCUAUAUCUUAUCAAGAUGAAAAUUUCAGGGAUCCAACUGUUUGGCCACCUCCUGUUCCAGCUGAGCACAGACUCCCACCUCAAAUAAAACGACCCAAUCGAGAAGUGAAACCUCUGAGGAGAGAAUCGCCAGGAUUGCAGCGUGGGCCUGUGGGCAGAGCUCAACCAAUCUCAAAAAAUGAAAAACCUGCCAGCAGCCGAGAAAGGGACUCUAGAGCAAAAGGAAAAGAUGAAAAGGGAAAGAAGAUCCCCCAGGAUGGUGCCGGUGAUGGUGAAAUUCAGAAGUUUGAUGGAGCAGGAUAUGACAAAGAUCUGGUUGAAGCUCUCGAAAGAGACAUCGUGUCAAGGAAUCUAAGUAUUCAUUGGGAUGAUAUAGCAGACUUGGAAGAAGCAAAAAAAUUAUUAAGAGAAGCAGUUGUUCUUCCCAUGUGGAUGCCGGAUUUUUUCAAGGGGAUCAGGCGACCUUGGAAGGGAGUGUUGAUGGUUGGCCCUCCUGGGACUGGUAAAACCAUGCUAGCGAAGGCUGUCGCUACAGAAUGUGGAACAACUUUCUUCAACGUUUCUUCCUCCACUCUGACAUCCAAGUAUCGAGGCGAGUCUGAAAAGUUAGUUCGCUUGUUGUUUGAAAUGGCCCGAUUUUAUGCACCCACAACCAUUUUCAUUGAUGAAAUAGACUCCAUCUGUAGCCGCAGAGGCACCUCUGAUGAACAUGAGGCAAGCCGUCGGGUCAAAUCUGAGUUGCUUGUUCAGAUGGAUGGAGUAGGCGGGGCUCUGGAAAACGAUGACCCUUCGAGAAUGGUGAUGGUGCUGGCUGCUACAAAUUUCCCCUGGGACAUUGAUGAAGCUUUGAGAAGGAGACUGGAGAAAAGGAUCUAUAUACCAUUGCCUACAGCAAAAGGCCGAGCAGAGCUGCUUAAGAUUAAUCUUCGGGAAGUAGAACUGGAUCCUGACAUCAGCCUGGAAGAAAUUGCCGAGAAGAUUGAAGGCUACUCUGGUGCUGACAUCACUAACGUUUGCAGGGAUGCUUCUUUGAUGGCAAUGAGGCGCCGCAUUAAUGGCUUAUCCCCAGAAGAGAUCCGUGCAUUAUCUAAAGAAGAGCUUCAGAUGCCUGUUACCAAGGGAGACUUUGACCUGGCUCUGAAGAAAAUCUCCAAGUCUGUUUCAGCGGCAGACCUGGAGAAAUAUGAGAAGUGGAUGUCAGAAUUUGGAUCUGCUUAAGAGACAUCAUCUCACAAGGGAUUUUAGCUUUUCAGUUAUAAAAUAUUACGAAGACUUAGAAAUCUUUUAAGGCUUGAGUUUUUCCUAUGGACAAGGACCCUUUUAAACUUUUUUUUGCACUUUAAAGGGAACAAAAUAAAAUGUUACACAAUGAAAUCAUGGUAUUUCAUGGAUGAAUACUAAAAGCUGUAAAUGUAGCAAGGGAAUCCUAUGUGGUUUUGGUUGUCUGCACUUUUUUUUAACACUAGUUCCCAGUGUCCUGAUUUUCACGUUCUAGUCUUUCCUGGCUUUAAUCUGCCAAUCAGAUAUAGGACUGCAGGGGGAAAAAGUUGACAAAACUUACUGUUCUGUACUCUUGUUGUUGGGUCAUAUUGUUUGUCUAGUUAGAACCUGAUUCCUUGAACGUAGGACUGGCAUUUUUAUUCUUUGCCUCUCCCUCUCUGUUUAGAGAGCUCAUCAGUAUGAUCUAAGUUGAAAACACUGAGAUCACUUUACACUGCAGUCACGUUGUCAUGGCUACAGUCAUACCGUAUUUGCUAGAACACUAAUAAUCAUAUAAAAUGUGAAAGGGAAGUGCAUACCUCCAAAAUAUACACUGUAAAUCUGCGGCCAGUUAUAGCUCUUUGGCAUCUUUUGCUCCCAAACUCUGAAGAAAUGCACAUGUACUUUUCUCUCCCCUUGUGUUCGCUGCAGCUUGCACCAGGAGAAGUGCAGUGAAUGCAAUCGCUGCUUAAAGCGUGGAGCAGCCAGUCACAGAAAUCAUGUUGCAUCACAACCUUGAUGUUUGAAAUCUCAGGGCCAAUAUUGUUCUUGUUUCAGUUUUACACUUGUGUAAAUCUAUGGAUUUUGCUGGAUCUACUGCUGCCCUUGAUUUCUCAUUGUAUACCACUGUAAGCAAACAUUUCUUGAUAUACUUUGGCCUGGUAAGGGCAUAUAAAUUCCAGAGGUUAUAGUGGCUUAACUCUCCAGAGUAGGUCAUGUUAAAUGAGUGUACAUCUUGCACUUUUUCAUGCUUUAGACUAGCCUUUUUCUAAUUGGCUUUGUUACUGCCAGUUGCACCUUUGUUGCAGUACAGGAUCCCAAGGAUACCACUUGUGGAAGCUAAACUUGAAGAUAGAGAGCUGUCAUUCUUGACAUCCAGGAAUAAUCUCUCUCUCUCUCUUCUCCCCACCACCCUUAUUUCUGGUGCUUUCUAGCAUUUAUACUUGCGUUUGCAUAUUUCAGCCGUUUUCUUGGAUAUGACAAAUGGGUUCUCAUCUCUGCAUAAUAUUACCAAGGAUCCAUGGACAUGAAAAGAGGCACAUAACAGUGGCUUGUUCUUUGGGGCCCUUCAAAAAUAAUGUAUAAGCUCGCUUCUUGAACUUGUUUUGGGUGUGUGUAUGUGGAACUCGUUAUCAAAAGCUAUGUAUUUGGAGAUGAAUGUAUAUGAUCAGAACUGCAACUGAAUCUGGCUAUAAGAGAGUUACAUGAAUCACCUAAACCUAAGGCAAGGUUUCCAGUUUAGGGGAAAAAACAGGAAUGUCAUGUAAAUCGGUCUUCGACAUCUUGAAAUAAUCAAUAGACAUUUCCAAGCCACCCUUUCCUUUGGCAACUCAUCUAAAAUAAUUUGCAUUCCUGUCCUUUAAGGCAUUGCAAGAUGUAGGGGUUUUCAGAUGUCAAGCAUGCUGAUCUAGCACUUUGGGGCAGUAUCCAACCCAACAGUUCCUCUGGCACAAGGAUGUUUAGCUGCUUGGAAAUUUCCCUCCGUCCCUUAUCCCCAUACAUCUCCUAAAUUUGCUCUAGAAGGUUGGGGGAAAAACCCAGAACAGAUUUAGAGGUCACACAGAGAAGUUCUAUGGUGUUCGAGUCCUUGCCCUGGCAGAACUGUUCAGUUGGAUAUUGCUCUCUGACACCAGUGAGUCACCUGGGAGUAGAGCUGCUCCCUGUAUAGAUCUCUACUGGUCUUGCCACCAUUAGCCGUGUUAGACCAAGGACAAGCAUGUUCUAUGCUGUGUGGGUGGCACAGUAAAAAAGAAAGAGUAGUCAAGACAUCGGAUUACCUGGUGGUGUUUCCUAGAGGUGUCUUCCCCAGUUCAGUACUGCAGUGCUAAAUCAGUUUUCAGGAAAACGUCCGUCUAGGCCCGGCCUUAGUUUAGUUUCCGCCUCAAUCUCCAAGCAACUGACACAACAUCUCAGGGAGCUUUUCCUUAUAAGGGCUCCGUGCGUUGUUACUUAUUCGUUGUAAUAGCCGCCUUGUCAGCAUAGCACUUUCUAGACCUGUCCAGAACUACAGGUGUGACUUGGUUCCAUAAGAGAAGCAAGAGUGCUUAUGUAGCAGAGUCCUAUCAUACCAUAUUCGGCGAGCUAUUAAGGUUGUGUUGGGUUUCUUUACUUUGUUUUAACAUAGAAGAUGUAUUAGGUCAAGACUGUGAAUGAUCCACUGUGUUCAUCUCCAACAAAAGGCAGCUCUGCUUUGGGAGUAAUAAUAAUAAUAAUAAAUAUCCUAAUGGUGACUCACUUUUUUCUUUU